Messenger RNA from Procambarus clarkii (red swamp crayfish), 15777 nucleotides. Lineage: Eukaryota; Metazoa; Arthropoda; Malacostraca; Decapoda; Cambaridae. The record is from RefSeq and is a predicted model, not a curated record.
UCACACCUUAUGGGUUCCAAACCUCUAUAUCCGGAUGUAAACAAAGUUUUUGUUUCCCUUAUAGGCAGACACAGCAAAGUGGACUUUUGCACCGCUUGCCAACUCAGCUGGGAGUGUUUUGAUACUAGAUAUACAUAUCGUUUGCCUCUACAUCCCAUGCAAAUGAGAAGGAUGUCAUCAAGAGGAUGUUACACUGACUGAGCGUCAUAAUAAUAACUUUGGACUGAAGAAGUGAACGGCUAACCACAUUUUAUAAACUGUGGUUGUGAAACACGAUUAACUGAGACAUAAAGUCUCUGUUGUUUACAUCAUUAUGACAGCCACAUCUAGUGAAGGAAAAGCAGCCAAGAUGCUUGAUGCUCUGCAAAGUGACCUUAAAUCACUUUGCAUGGAAACAAAAAAGAGGUAUCCACAUAUCAAAGAUUCGUGUGAAGAAGCAAUCAUCAAGGUGCGUGGGGCCUCGAUGAACCCUCAGUCAUCCUUGUCUCAGAUCACUUCCCAGAUACUCUAUCCUCUUGUUCAAGCAACAGAGACCAAGGAUCCAAAGAUUGUCAAGUUGUCUUUAGGGCUUAUUCAGCGGCUGAUAGUGGCAGAUGUGGUGGAUGUGAGCAGUGGAGAACAUGUGGUAGAGACAUUAUGGAUGCUUAUGGAGACAGGCAUUGAGGAACUAAAGGUACUGCAGACCGUAACGCUUCUCCUUACCACCAGCACUGUCAUUCAGGGACCAAAUCUUGCUAAGGCUCUUGUUCUGUGUUUUCGCCUGCACUUCACAAAGGAUGCUACAGUUGUAAAUACUGCUAGUGCAACUGUCCGACAACUUGUUAGUGUUGUGUUUGAGAGAGUAGUGGCUGAAGAUAUUAAGCAUGUUAAAGAAGAUGGAGGUACUGAGGAUGAAGGUGAUGAAAAUGUUAGCUUGGAAGAGCUGAAAGUUCUGAGUGCUAAUUCACCAAAGACACUGAGGCCUGCUGCUGCUGAUGCUUAUCUAAUGUUUCAGGACUUGGUGCAGUUAGUGAAUGCAGAUCAACCAUUGUGGCUUCUUGGUCUAACAGAAAUGACGCGAACUUUCGGGUUGGAACUUCUGGAAUCCGUCCUCACAACAUUUCCGACAGUUUUUUACAAUUCAGGGUUGCCCGUGUCGCUGAGAACAUUUGGCCUAGAACUCCUUACAUCAAUCCUGAGCCUGUAUCCAACAGUGUUCUACACACACCCAGAGUUCAAGUUUCUAUUGAAAGACAGAGUGUGUGCUCUGGUUAUUAAGUUGUUCUCUCCAAACAUCAAGUACCGAGCCUCAGUGCCUGCCAGCGUUCAGCAGGCAACACCCCUGGACAAGCCAUAUUUUCCCAUUGCCAUGAGGCUACUCAGAGUUGUGUCAGUUUUGAUACAAAAGUAUUAUCCUCUAUUGGUCACUCAGUGUGAAAUAUUUUUGUCAUUGAUGGUGAAAUUCCUAGAUGGAGAUCGACCAAUGUGGCAACGUGGCCUUGCCUUAGAGGUGCUACACAAGCUGGCUACUCAGCCUAACCUGCUGCAGUCCUUUUGUACCAAUUAUGAUAUGAAGCCACAUGCUACCAAAAUAUUUCAGGAUAUAGUUAACAGCUUGGGUGCAUUUGUGCAGUCACUCUUCAUCUCACCGCAAUCAAGUGCCGGUGCUCAGCUGGGAGGAGGAGGCCAGGGAGGAGCACAGGGUCAGUCUCCAGCACUGUUGGCUGGGAUGCCUGUAGGUCCAGGUGUUUCCCCUCAGCCAGCAUUCUUCUACAGGGGGGUUUACCUUCCAUUGUGUGUUAACAUUCCCACAGGACAGGCAAAAUCUUCAUAUUUAGAAAUGCUAGACAAACUGGAGCCGCCAACGAUACCCGAUGGCUAUGGUGUGAGUGUGGCAUACUACUGUCUUCUUGAUAUCAUUCGUUCUAUCCACUUGGUUAUGAUGGGUCCACAAGCUACUAGUGAUGGUGUAGCAGGAGCGGGUGAACAGUACAAUCCUAACGAUGAGGACCGCAAGAUCCAUGAACAACUAGUGAACUCUGCAUGGUGUGGCCUGCUAGCUGCUCUCACUAUCCUGUUAGAAGCUUGUACUGAUGAAGCUGCAACAGAGAAUAUUCUUAAAGCUAUACAGACAUUUGCAAGCCUGGCAGGAAAGCUUGAGCUGACAACGCCACGUGAUGCCUUCAUCACUGCCCUGUGCAAAUCGUGCCUCCCUCCUCACUACACACUGACAGUACUCAAUAAUGCCAGUGUAGCAGCUGCAGCAUCUGCUUCCUCAGUGUCUCGUGGCCAUCAGCGCUCGCCCAGUUCUGAGUCGCAGCAUCAGUAUUAUGACUCGGAGGGAUCUUUUCACUGGCAGGUACGCCAUCAAGUUGUAGCGGUGGGGACAGCACUAGCUACACCGUCUCUGCCAGUAGGGGCACAACAGGGCCCGGUGAUGCUCACCAACAAGAACCUACAGUGCAUGAGAGCAACUCUCUCCAUGGCACACUGUCAUGGUGGCGUCUUAGGAGCAGCGUGGCACCUGCUGCUUACAACGUUACAGCAUCUUGUCUGGAUACUUGGCCUCAAACCCUCAACUGGUGGAAGCUUAAAGGCAGGGCGAAGCACUGCUGAGACGAAUGCUGUGAUUACAACAGCAGUUAUUGCAGAUCUACCUGUCCUUUCAUCAAUGCUCAGUCGUCUAUUUGAGUCUUCUCAGCAUCUUAAUGAUGUAGCUCUCCAUCACCUCAUUGAUGCACUCUGUCAACUAUCCAGGGAGUCAAUGGAGUUGGCUUACACCAACAGAGAGCCAUCACUGUUUGCUGUUGCCAAAUUGCUUGAAACAGGUGUGGUCAACUUGGGUCGAGUUGAGGUGUUGUGGAGACCAGUAACCAAUCACCUGCUGGAUGUAUGCCAACACCCACAUGUUCGUAUGCGGGAGUGGGGUGUAGAAGCGGUUACUUAUUUAGUGAAGGCAGCACUUACUCACAAGCACAACCCGCCUCUUAAAGACAAUCAGAAGUUACAAACCCUGCUGCUCUCACCACUGUCUGAGGUAUCACUGGUAGGCCAUCCCGAUGUGCGUCAAAAGCAGUUGGAGUCUCUCCUACACAUUCUCCACUCUUGUGGGGAACUCUUACAUCAUGGAUGGCCUUUAAUCCUCAAUAUUAUUGGAGCCAUCAAUGAUAAUCACAGUGAACAUCUGGUUCGGCUAGCCUUCCAGUGCUUGCAGCUGGUCGUCACUGACUUCUUACCACUUAUGCCAUGGGCAUGCCUGCCUCUUACUGUUGAUACAGCAGCCAAGUUUGGCUCACAGACUCAAGAACUAAACAUCUCACUCACUGCUAUUGGUCUUAUGUGGAACAUCUCAGACUAUUUCUACCAGAACCAGGAAAAGCUUCGGGCCUCCCUAACGUCAGAUAACCAAGUAUUUCCAGAUUUUCCAGGAGUCCCUAAUAUGCCUCCUUUUGACAAACUAUGGAUGUGCCUUUAUGCUAGACUUGGUGAUUUGUGUGUGGAUUCUAGACCUGCAGUUCGCAAGUCAGCUGGCCAGACACUCUUCUCCACCAUCGCUGCUCAUGGUGCAUUACUUCAUAAUCAGACUUGGCAAGCAGUCUUGUGGCAGGUGCUGUUUCCUUUGCUGGAUAAGGUGAGACAGCUGUCAGAUUCUGCAAGCACAGAUAAAGUAGACCAAGGCGGCAAUAUUCUUAUUCAUCACUCACGCAACACACAGCAGAAGCAGUGGGCUGAAACACAGGUACUAACACUGUCAGGUGUUGCUCGGGUCUUUAGUACAAAGCAGAAGAUCCUCCAAGGCUUGGGUGACUUUCCACGAGCCUGGGCAUUACUUCUUGAUUUCAUUCACACUGCUGCUCUCUCCAAAAGCAAUGAGGUAUCAUUAGCAGCUCUCAAGUCUCUACAAGAAAUGCUUCAAGUUGGAAGGUCUUCUUCAUCCGUCUCUUCUAACUCCGAGGAUCUCGGCUCUCCAACCCACUUACAGGCACCAAUUCCAGAAGAUUCUAUUGCUAACUGGAACACUGCAUGGAAGGUUUGGCACACUAUUGGCAGUGAAGUGACAAAGCCACCUCCUGAUGAAGUAACAAGAGGAUCAGAUGCAUAUAUCCCUUCACAACCUUUCCUCACUGCCUUGGUGCACAUUUUUCCACAUCUAUUCCUACAUAUCAAGCCACGCUUUGUUGUUAGUGAUUUCAAUCGCUUGGCAUCUGUUUUGUUGGGUUGUGUAUCAGUGCCUGUUCAUGGAGACUCAUCACCCUUCAUCCUUCCGUCCUUUACUGAAGUUGUUGUAACCCCUUUGCAAGAGGGCAUUUUACAAGCCCUAUCAGGAGUGGAAAAGGAGAUAACGGAAGGGAAUGGUGCAUCACGAGCAAUGGUUCCACAGCUGUUCACACUUCUCCUACAGUUUUCAUUGUACAGUUGCCAGGCUCCUAGUUAUGGCAAUGUUCUUACCAGACCUCACACUACUAAAGGAUCGACUGACUGGGUAACCAUGAACUUUGUGCCCUUCGCUGAAAGAUCAAUGUCUAUGGUGGUAUCGCUCUAUCAGAAAACCUCCAACUGGCCGGAAGUUAUAGAGUCACAAGUUCUGAAGAAUAUUAUUCAGGCCAGCAUAACGCCUCUACGCCUCAAGUAUCGGUGUCCGGCUCAAACAACGUGGAAGCUCGUCAUCACAACCCUGUUGACAGUGCUACAAGAGGGACUUCAACUGGCCAGAGAAUAUCCUGUGCACUUUAGAGAGAUGUGGCCAGUUUUAGGAACAGCUCUUGACAGUUUUCUUUUCUCAAACAGCCCCCCACCAGCAAACCAGAGCAGUGAAGAUGCUGAGCGCGAUGAAAAUAUUGACUGUCAGGUAGUAGAGUUGAUUAGAGAAGAAAUCCUGCCUUAUGCCUCCACCACACCUAGUGACUUUAUAGUGUCCAUUAUGGUGCUUCUAAAUAAAGGCUCCAUAGAGUCUGCAUCUGGUAGUGACUCUGAGUGUGAGGGAUUCAAGCUGCGGGAAGAGUUUGCAAAGACAUGUUUUGAGACUCUACUUCAAUUUUCCCUUCUCACUCCAACUGACUUCGAUCCCAGCCUUGAUGGUUCAGGUAAAGCAGGCUCCAGCAAAGCCACUGAAACAAGUAAUGGUUACACAACACAGAGCUCACCUACAGAUGUAGGAAAAUGUGAAUCAACACAAGUAACCACAAAAUUAGCCGUCACAUCUCUCCUGCAUCGUUUUAGAGAAGUCCUUGUUAAAUAUGUGGAUGACGAGAAGCUUAGUGGAAAAUGUCCUUUACCCAGACACAGAAUAGCUGAGAUAAGCUUUGUACUUAAAGCUAUAGCAACGCUGUUGUCAUCCCUCAAAAAGGCACCAGUAGAAAAAGUGGACAGCAUGACAUGGACACAGUUGAUUGGUCUUUACCCUCAUCUUGUGGAAGUAGGUGGGGCAAGCAGCACCGGCACACCUCAGCUGUGGAGAUCACUCAGAGAAGUUCUCUUACAGUACGCUCAACUGCUACAUCCGCCUUUACCAUCUCCUGUGGAUUCAAGUGAUAAUACACAUGUUGGUCUCAUUAAUGGAACUUAAAUUGUUAUUUUUUUUUUAGUGAGUUUUAUAAAUAUUAAAGUUUGUGAAUGAAUGAGCUUGAGUGUAUAGGGAAUCUGAUAAAAGCUUAUAAUGUACUGUAUAUUGGAUUAUUUUGUUUUAAGGUCACGUAUUGAAAAUUGCAGUGAGGCACUUAGUAUUGGUGAUAACUGUUCAUAUAACAAAUAUUGAAUAGUGGAGGCAGUGUCUAAAGAAAUUCAGAUUUAACAAUAGAUAAAAUUAAUAUUCUAGUGUUCUCUAUUUUAAAUUCUAGAUACAGUGUAUUGCAUAUUCUUGGGCAUGUAAAAUUUGGCACUACCCAUCCACUCGUGAUGAUAAUUGUUACGUAAUACUUGUGUCCCCACGUCAUAAGAUUAGAAAUGGGGUCGUGAUAUUGAUGAUGAUAAUAAUAGUACAGUAAUAUUAAUACAAAAUUUACAAAAUAUUGAGUUUCCCUAGAGUGUGUGGUGUGAAUGUAUAAAGUAUUUGACUAUAAGAAAAGGCAUAGUAUUUCCUGGGCAAGUCAAUUUAAUCUUGUUCUGCACUUAAGCUUGUGCUGUAUUUUUGCAAGAUGAGAUGUACAUAAUUACAAAAAGUAUGCAACUAACUAAAUAAAGUAUCAUAGAAAAGGUAUAAAUGAAGCUCUGUAUUUCUUGUCAGUUUGAAUAUCAUGAGAAAUAUUGCAUGUACGCUAUAUCAAGAUAACCCAAAUGAUUUUUUCCAUUUACGUAAAUUAUAUUUUUUAAAUAUUUGGAAUAUCUUAAAAUAUAAGUACUAUGCUGUGUUUACAAUAAGGUUUGUGAAUUUUUGUGUUUUGAUUUGUAUGGUAAGUGUAAUGAGUGUAGUGUAAGGAUAGCAGUACUCACAGCUGCUAUUGCACUCAAGAGCUUGGCUUAUAUCCGCUUAAGGUGAGUACAAAGUCUGGGCUUUUGUAUUGUAGUUUCUUUCACAUACAAGAGCUGACAGUUAUUUUUAAUUAUAUGUAAAUAAAAUACAUAGCAUAUGGUGACACAGUUUUGCAGUGAAUAAAACUUUGAACACAGCUUGUAGGGGCUCAGUAAGGGAUGUUUUGAAGAGCUUUCUUCUCUGGCUGCUAUAUCAUCACAUCAGUGGCUCAGAUUGUCAGAUUAAUGUGUACUAUAUGCAUCAUUCGUUGUGCUCUUGCUGUGUUUGGAGUAUAAGAAUGUAAUGAACACAAUCUUAUUUUACACUGGCUAAAUAUGUAGAAUCUCACAUACAUCUAUAUGUUAAGCAUGUGUAAAUAAAAUCAGAGUAUAUCAUGUAUCUUGGUUGACAGUGUUAAGGUGUUUCUCUAAGCACCUCUGUUUAGCAUUAUUAUUAAUUCCUGUUGUAGCUCCUUAUUUUAUAGGCAAUGUGAACUGCAGUUCAUUUAUUAUUCAAGUACAAUAUUGUUUCAAAGGACAGUAUGCCAAUUUGCUCAUUAGGCUUUAGAAUGAUAAUCUCUUUAUUUUUGUCUCAAAACUGCACUAAAAUUUCAACUUCACCGUAAUGAAUUUAAUUUUUUUUACAAUUUGGCCUAUAUCUGUGGGCCUUGGUCUGGAUUGUGUCUGCUAGCUUGGGAGAAUUUACCCCAUCAUGGCGUUCCUCGAUUGUGGUAAGGUAUGAGUGCUUUGUUGGAGAGUUCCUUCAGCCACCUGCUGGGGUAGAAGCAGGACCAAAGUUGUCUGUGGCUUUAUCAUGUAUAGAUCCAAAUAUUCCCCAUUUCCCUUUUAUCUGGAGGUUGAGGCUAUCAAGUGGCUGCAGCGCCAAGGAAAGGGGAAGCAAAAUGCUGCUUUGGUGAAAAGAUAAGGGUAGGUUCAAAUGUUUCAGACUGAAUCAAUUACAAAAUCAGCAAAUUUUUCAUUGAUUUUAACAAUGAUGCUGUAUAACACCCUCACUAUUCCUAGGGGGCCACUCACCCUCAGUUAUUUUUCUUGUACCUCUCACAUUCCAACAUUAGAUAUAUUUGGUUUACCUACUUGUACCAAAUAUUUUUUUCAUUAUACACUACGGACGAUAUACGGUUGUUGAUGAUCUACAUAUUCACCUACUUCAGUUCUUUGAUUAAUAUUACCUUCCAUUUCAGUCUGACACACAUUAUUGAGAUCCAGUGUGUUUCAGAAACAUGCUGACCACCUUACUUAAGAGUUGGUGAGGUUCUGGUUAGUCACUGAAAAUAUCUGACUGAAUACAAGUACAGGUACUAUUGUAUUCCCCCCCCCCCCCCUCCUCCCCUCCCCUCCCCCAUCUUUCAGCUGGCAGCAGAGAUCUUAAGAAAUGCAAUGCCAUUUCAGGCUUUGCAGCAUUUCUUUGUCCAGGUGGACUUGUUCACCUGCCCCCUCAUGUUAAGCGUAUUAAUGAAUACCUCCCCCUUCUAUAUCACUAAAACUAUAUAUGACAGUUGAACCCCACCAACCUCAGUUAUCCUGGGGAAGAUGCUGGUCAAAUAUUCUGUCCAGGAAUAUAUACUCUACCAACUCCAAUGAUUGCUGGAAGUUUAUCCAUGGUGCCUUGACAUGCUUAAGUGCAUUGCUCUUUUUGCCAUUUUGUAGCAAUUCUGGACAUGUCAUCAUUGCUUACACAACUGCACUCGCUCGCUGCAUUAAUAGCAAUGAUUGAGGUAGUCUGGGGUUUUUGUUAGUUUUGGGGGUGCACAAUUCAGGUUCACUGCUUACACCUUUCCUCACCGUGUUUUCCCAGGCCAGGAGUUGAUAUGAGUUUACCAGGCAUCUCCUACGUCUGGCCUCCUGACCAGUCACCCCAGGUCAGGUCAGUGCAGGUAAUCCGCAGGUCUCAUGUGGUCCGGGAUAGGCAUUGACCUUCCCUCCAAGUCUGUUCCCACUCUGUGCUGUUUUUCUUAAUGCUAUGCUAAAGAGGCCAUUCAGGCCUGUCUCAUCUCCUAGAAGUAAAUUCUUUACUCAGAAUUUUACCCGAUCACUCAUAAUGCCAUUUUCAAAACAUUAGAGAGAAAUUGUUAUGUAUUCCAAACAACAAAUUACUAGGUCCGUACAAGCAAGUGUGACAUAAACUCGUAACCUUCCUUCCCCCCUACUUCCUGGAAAAUGAUGAAUGCCUCUGGUUAGGUUAAUUAUUAGCCACAUUCUAUUAACUCAAUGAAACAGACAUGCACCUUACUAUCAGAACUACAUUGUCCUACUAAUGGUUGCACACCUGAAAAUAUCCUGAUUUUCAGAAUGAUCAGAAAUCUUGUUUUUUCCAAUCAAAUAUCCAUCCCUUGAUAAAAUCCUUGGUGAAUCUGAUACCUUUGACAUUGCUUCUCUUAAGUUUUUCCACUCUUGUAUUGGCAUCCUAAAUGAUAUCUAUAAUUUUUUUAAUAUUCUGCAAGUGCUUAAAAAGUCUUCCAGGCUUGGCACUUUUUUUUUUUUUAAUGGGAGAAUUCCUCCAACUUCAUUAUAAGUCUGAUUGCAUGGCAUAGCAGGCAUUAAUCAUUUGUAUUUAAACAUUUAUGAUCUGUAUUGGUAUAUUAUAAUUAUUAUUAGUACUUUUUCAAAAUAUUUUGUGGAGAGGACUCGUUUGUCAAAUGGGGUUAGGAUAGAGUUUAACUGGUAGCUGAAAAUAUUUUAAUUAUUUAAGAGUUCAAAGCAUGGAAGUAAAGAUUAAAGUUUUCAAAAACUGUUUGAUUCUGUAAUCAUUAAAGUUUCAAAAUAGCUAAGGUAAACUUGGGUGCCAUUCUUAGUGAGGAAAGUAGGCAAACCACCAUUACCAGAAAGGUGCAUCUGCAACAAAGUGUUGGGGAGGGGAUUAAAAUUUGCCUGCUUGAAGAUAUAAAAGCACUUUAGUAAGUACAGCAAAUGGAGUGUGUACAUACUUAGAACUUGGUAUAUAUUUUUUGUAAUGCUGUAUAUGUAUGUUAUAUGACCAGGAUUUGAACUGGUUCUCUUGUUCAUCGACCAGAUAAAAUAAAGUAGAGCGGAAAUGAAGCGAUCUGUAGUGAUGUUAAGAAUUUUGGGUAGUAUGUGAAAGUUGUAUAGAUAUACCCUGUGGAUUAAAGACCAAUUAUUAGUUUAUUUAUUUUUAAACACAUGCAUAAACAAAUUUUGUACAUGUAUAUACAGUAGUAGUAGGCAUCAAUCAGUCUCAGGAGACUAUAGACUUGCGCACUGACGUCGGCCUGGUCUGGAGUGGCCUCACCAGGGCGCAAAGCCAGGGUAGGUUGAUUCGGGGGAGAAGCUGUUACCCAGGCAGCAGGUCCCCCGACCUGCUGCCAUUGUAUAUACUUCUCCAGUGCAGUAUAUAAAAUAGUCUAUAUACUGUACUUUUUUCUUCAAAGUUAUUCCUGACAGGAAUAGAAUGCCAUUAUUGUACUACACAGCUACAAAUUAUGUUAACAUUUCUAAUUUGGUAAUUAGAACAUACAAAUAUUUUCUCAAGGUGAAAUUAUAAUGCAGUUGUAGAUACAAGUUCACAGACUGCUUGUUGAGCUGCCUCAUGUAAAAUUGAAUCGUCAGUUGCUAGUGGGAAAAUGUAUUUGUUUCUUUGGCCAUGACUGCCAUUCUCAACUAGCAACUGCAGCAGGUAUUGUUUAUAAGAUUUACACUAGAAUAGCUCACUGAGCAAUGUGUGAGCUUUAAUCCAAAACACCAUAUUAAGAAAUAUAAAUUUUUUAUAUCUGUUCUUUAUCCAACGAGGCCUGUUUCCUCCCUUCCUGUUUGUAAUGAAUGAACUGAACUGUAGCAGUGCAAAAAUUCUAUAGUUUUAUACCAGCUUACGUUCGUGCAACUCAAAACCCACACAAAUCACAGGUACAGUAUAUGGAUAAAAUAGUUAAAUUCCAGAAUUCUCCAAGUCCCCAUUUGUCUGUACUAAAAAAUACAAGAACAGUUAUAUUAUUAAUGUUCAGUGCUUCUAGUUUCUAACUACAAAUGCAGGACAUAGUGAAGUUCAAAAUAGUUGAAAUGUUCAAUGAGGCAUAAAUUUAUCCGAAGAAGUUUAUAAAACAUUAAAUUACAGGUUAGGAGAGUCUAACUUACCAAGAAUACAAUUGAACUGCAUUAUUUUCUCCACACAAAUUUUAAAAUCUUAGUCAUAGGCUUUACUCUAUUACCUUGAUGUUGUCUUAAUACUUGGAGUACUUGACCCAGCUGUAUACACUUUAAUUAUCUUUCUGCAUUAUUUUUGAUGAUACGAGUUGCUCAACUUAUUGACCCCAUUGUGGCAGCAGACUUAUCAAGCUUCGUUUGCAGUGUCAACAUUUCCUUCCUUUAUUCCAAUGCAGCAGUUGCUGGAUGUUAGGCAGGUGCUACAUGCAAGAAUGUAAUCCUUUAAAGUUUGUAAAACACUAAAAAAGUAUGGAAUCACAAGAAUCAAAUGCCAUUAAAAAAAAUAGUACUAUGCUUUACUCGUCCUAUUAAUGCAGGUCACUAUACGGCUAGCACGCUUUGUCGAGAUUGUUCUCGACCUGAGUUGCGUCAAAAUUUGCUUGCUCAAUUUAAAAACUUUUUCAAUUUAAAAAUUAUUAAACUCCAAAUCCUCAUUACUCAAAACUGCACAAGACCAAUUAGAAUGUGCAUUUUUUUAUAUAUAAAAAUUUUCAACACACUAACUUAGUCUGAUCAAAUUAACUUAAAGAUACAGUACUAUACUAAUACACUGUAAUUUUUUUUUAUAAAAAAUGAAGUAUGGUGGAUUGUAUUAAUUUUUUGAGCGUUACUAAAGAUGUUUUUUCUAGUAAUUUUUGGCCUAGGAAGUUUUCUCCAUGUUUUAAUCUUUUUACUGCUUUGAAGUACUUCAACCUCCCAUCAGCAGUCUUGAGAACUCAUUUAAUCUUUAGCCUCUAUCCUACAAGUUAUGUUUUUCACUUUUAAUCAGCAGCUCAACAAUGACUCGGCCUAAUUGUUUAAAAUUUGGUACUCGUGUGCCAUAGCAUUUGUAUAUUAUUUUAUAUUGAUCUAUGGCUUUUUAGAUUCCUUGUGGUAGGUUAGAGAAUAUAUAAAGUUUUGUACAGUAAUUUAGAAAUCGUAAUAUUUUUGGUGAUAUCUAAACAGUGCCUGAUUGUACUUAUUUUAGUCCUUCGCUAGCUUUUGUGCGAUUGAUUAAACAGGUGUCAAUAAAAUUAGUUUCUUGUGAAGCUUGUUGCAUUAGACAUAAGGGUACAGUAUGUUACAUUAUUACAGGUACUACCACUCACUACAUAUCUUUAUGCAUAAUACAAUUAUUUUUCAACACAUUUUGAGCUUUACCUGUCUGUGCCCUGCCCCACAAUUGCUGUUUGUGAGUGUUGCUGUUUGCAUGUCACUUUCCUUCCCCCAUCUUGAGAAAUGCUGUUAUACUUAAAAUUCUUUUCUUCGUGGUUUAUUUAGUGUUGUUGAUUAAAUUAUAUUUUGUUUACAUAAUUAAAUUGAUGUACCGGUAUUAUUUAUUGUGUGAAUAGUCCCAGAAUUAUAAGAGCUCUACAUUACGAAGAAUUAGGUCAUUUCUUUUAACACUAACAUUCUGAUGAUGUGCUUUAGCGCCAUCCAUACUUCAACAGUAAACUUUCUGAUGACGCGAAAAUGCAGCAUCCAUCUCUAAAUUACCGAAAGUUAUAUUUUUUUCAUUAUUGUUACUUAUGAUUUUGGAGAGUACAGAUCAUAAAUAGUUUAUUAGGAGACCAUCUAGAUAUCACGUCAGCCAACUCUUGUCAGUCCAAAGGAUAAUUUCUCUGCUUAUGAAUAUGUUCACUUUUGUUUGCAAAUUUUCUGCCAGAAAAAUAGGAAAAUUGUUUCUUUUUACUGUGAUAUACAGUGAUAAAAUGUGUGUACAUUUCCAUAAUUAAUUAAUAUGUGGUUAAAUUACCCUAGUCUGUUCUCAUAUCCUAUCCCUAUUGACCGAUACCAGUAUUGUCGUAAACCUGAACAUUAUCAGACUUGUCUGAUUGACAAGGAGUGGGCUCCAUAUUGGUGCCUCAUACUCUUAUAAAUCAUGUGGGAACAAAACAAAUGUUUUAAAUGACUACUUGUUUAGAUUCCUGAAAACUGUUAUGUUUUCUAUCUUUGUAACAACUUCUAAUGUUGCUUUGGUUUUAUGUGGGCAGGUUGCAGUGCCUAUCAGGCUGUUCUGUUUUUCUAGUCUUCUCCACUUGUUCUCAUUACUUUGCAUUUGCUGUGAUUGAAUUACAAUAGCCACUUUAUUUGACUAAUAUAAAUCAAUAGGAAGAUACACCAAUCCUCUAGCAAUAGUCUUUGAAGUUUUGCUCUUUUCAUAUAAUAAUAAUAAUAAUAAUAAUAAUAAUAAUAAUAAUAAUAAUUUCCUUUAAGCUAUGUAUCAACUACAGAUAUCAGCAUGUAGGCAUCCAUAUCCACCAGUAUUACUUACUUAUGUUACUUACAAUGUCUCCAAACUUUGUGGAAUCCAACCUGUUUGAUGGCUUCACAUUGUAAUUCAGGGCUAGGAUUCAUCAAGCAUUUAUGCAACCAUUACAAAUCCUGUACAACUUUCCUCAAUUAUGAAGACUUUGUGUACAGUUAUUAAGGUUUGAGCUCCAAAGCACUAUGUUGUUUACAACAACAAUAACCUUGGAUUGGAAAGCUUCAAAACUUGUAAACUGCUUAAUAACUAAACAACGAUGCUGUGAUUAAAGAAAAAUGUACAGAUUUUGCAAGUGGUUGAAUAAAUGCUUGCCAAGUCCCGACACUGUUUUCUGUUAGGUAUUUUCUUACUCGAUUAGUAUUCAUAUUACCGUAACCUGCUUCUCCAUUGUAUAUACUUUGUCUUCUGCAGUGGACAGUGUUAAAGGCAAUUUGGUAACUAUAUAGGAACAUGCAUGCUACACACUUUUUUUUUCUGUCUUGUGCUAAUUAUUCUAUAAUAUUAGUAGGCCAGGUAAACUGGUAUUGCACCUUUUCUAGUUUGCUGAUAUGCUUCUUGAGAUAUGGAUACCAUACAGCUGCUGCAUACACUAAUUUUUGGUUUCUUGAAUGGCAUGGACAAUUUCUUUAGUAUUUUCCCAUUGAAGAAUUUAAAAGCAAUUUGAAAUUUGCAAGUACUGUACUGUACAGUUCUGUUUAAUGUUGGCCCUUUUCUCGAUGCCUCUAAUGUGAUCCUCUGGCGACAGGUUUUCUAUCCAGAGCCAUCUCUAGAUCUCCUCCUUAAAGUUCUUUAGUAUUUUUUUACAUAAUUUAUAGACUACAUGUGACCUAUUUUCCCUAUUCCACAUUUCAGUAUGUGACAUUUGUCCACAUUGGAUUCUGACUGCCACAUGUGACUCCAUUUGCCAUUUUUGUUUAGGCCAUUUUGAAGAGCAUUAGUCAUGUAGGUCUUUAAUUCUCUUCAGUCAUCUGGCAUUAUCCAUAAACAUGUUCAUAUACCUGAAUCUCCUCUGGUAGAUUGUUUAUAUAGACAAGGAACAUUACCAAUACUGUACCUUGUGCUAAUAGUGUGAUAUAUAUUCUUUAAUCACUGCUCUCAUUUUUCUGUCGAUUAGAAAAAUGUUUCAUACAGGUCAGUAGUCUGCCUUUCACCUUUGCCAUAUGUCCUGGCUUUCAGAACAGUCUCUUGUGGGCAGUUUCUGUAAAAGGCCCCCCCUUUUUUUUUUUAUAGGUCCAUGAAGAUGCAUUCAACCCAACUUCCUCUCUGUGUGGCUGUGUGUGAACUCUUCUAGAUGUGCUUGAAGUGAGCAUCAAGAACUUUAAUUCAUUCCAUUUAUGACUCGUACUUUAAAUUCUAAAAUCUAUACAACUCAUUUGUUUCUUCAGUUUUUUCUAUCUCCCCUUGUUCUGCAAUUUCUAGCUGUGAACAUUGUUUCUGUCUACUUGGUCAAUUCCCCUUAGAAUCUUGUAUAUUAUCAUAUCUGCUCUGUUCCUUUCUCCAUUGAGGCAAGAUCAGUUCCUUUAGCUCUGGAAAUGAGCCUUGUUGCAUAUCUUUUGAUCUUUUCAAUUUUUUUUUAGGUGGGGGUUCCAUACCAGGGCAGAGUACUCAACAUUGAGUCUCAAUGUUUGGAUAGCUCCUAUGUUCAAUUUCCUAAAGGCUAUUUGAAUGUUGGUCAGUUUGGCAUGAGCAACACACGUUAUUCUGCUGAUGUGUGUGUGUAUAAAGUUUGGAGUUAUGUCUACUCCAGUAUCUUAAUGAAGUAGGAAGCAAUUUCCUUUAUUUUGUAUUGUAUUUGAGGUAUUUGCAUUGUAUAUGUGCAUGUAUGCAACUUGUUCAUAAUUACUAUCAGCAUCUCCAAGCAGCAAGAACAGUCGCAUGGAACCCCAUAACCUAGCUAUCGAUACCUGGUGCUUUUAAAUUUAAAAAAAUUCUCGGUUACUUUCUAAGAUGCUUUUGAAACUGUGGAUAAGGAUAGCAUUCAUAACUUAUUUGAAUGCAUUCCAUAAAUAAUCCUGAUUAUAAAAAAAGUCAGUCUUGAUCUUGUACAAGGAUGUGAAGAAUGCUAUGCUCUAUUCUCAGAAAUGUAUGACCCUUAGAGUACAAUUUUCACAGGCAAAAUCUUCAAAAAGAUAAAGUAAUAGAUUUUGUGUACAGUUACAUAGAAACUUAAGAUACUUAGGUAAUGUCUUAAUAAUAUGUUGUGUUUAUAAGCAGUGCAGUUUAAAUAGAACCAUAAAAUAAUGUUAUGCCACUUUGGGUGCAAGUCAGACGAAAAUUCUGAAUUUUUUCCAUAAUUUUAUAAAAACAAAGUUAAUGCAACCAGAAGCCAUAAUGUAUAUACUCUAUAUUAUCUGGAAUGUUAUGUCUCAUUUGUACAUACAAAUUUGCAUUAAAGACAUAUUCGUGACAGUUAUGUUUAACAAAGCCAAUGCUCUGAAUAGCUAGACAGCCAGUCACAAAAUAUACCUAGUAUUUACUGGUUGGUGUUAACAUUUUGUUAAUUUAAUGUCUUCAAAUGCAUUUAGCAGGCACCAUACAUAGUCUUCCCAGCUUGGCACCUUUUGAUAAUUAUUAAGCAGGUGCCCAUGAAUCCAGGUCGUUAGAGGUCCAUUCUGGCAUUGGUGUAAUAUUAAAGGCAAACCUUUGGCUGAAGCAUUCUUUUAUACAUAGUUUGCUUCUCGGUUCGCACUUAAGUCGCACUGUGCAAUGUAGUGUAGCUGUAUACAUAUCCCCCCUCCCUCCCUCCCAUAAGAAAUAUUCAUCAUUUUAUAAUGUUAGGUUGUAUUUCACAUUAACAAAACAUGGUUUUUGAGGACAUGCAGUUUUGUGUAUGAGAAGUUAUGAUUUUUAAACAUUUAUAUCUACUUUAAGCUUCAGAAGUUGACAUGGUUGUUAAAUUUAUAAUGAAAGAAUAAAAUACAUGUUAC